UGAAGUGAAGAUGUGGGUUUCUUUCAUAAUUUGUGUUUCUGUCAUCCUUCCAGAUAUAUACACAAGCGAGUCUGAGGUUGUCAGUCAAUCAGAUCCAGUGAUGUCUGUCUCUGUUGGUGAUAAUGUCACUUUGCGUUGCUCAGUUUUGAAAGAUUACAAUGAGCCAAUUGUUUGGUACAAGCAAACUCCAGGACAACAACCUUAUAUUGUUGCAAUGAUGCAAAAAUAUGUGGAAAAUCCUGACUUUUAUAAUGAGUUUAAAUCCCAGAAGCGUUUUUCUACUGAGAAAUUCAAAGGAGAGUAUCACUUGAGGAUUUCAAAUGUCACUGCAUCUGAUGAAGGAAUGUAUUACUGUGGAUGGAAAAAGUUUGAGAUUGAUUUUGCUGGAGGCACAUAUUUAACUUUGAAAGGGUUACAAGACACCCGACAUGAAUUGUACGUGUCUGUUCUUCAGCGUCCUGCAUCAGUGUCUGUCCACUCUGGAGACACAGUGAUGCUGAUGUGCUCUGUGCUGUCUGAACGCACAUCAGAAGACAUCAGAAUGUUCUGGUUCAGAUCUGAUUCAGAAAAAUCUGUUCCACAGAUCAUUUACACUUAUAAUCAGAGUGAUCAGUGUGAGAUUGAUUCUGCUACACAAAACUGUACAAACAAUCUGUACAAAGACAUUGUCAGUCAGACGGACGCUGGCAUGUAUUACUGUGCUCUGAUCACAUGUGGAAAAAUUCUGUUUGGUAAUGGGACAAAGAUACAUGUGGAAAAGUCAGUGGAAUCUAUAGUGAUUAUAUUGGGAGUACUGUUGGGGGUUUGUGUGGUUGUGAUUAUUACCCAAGCUGUCUCAUACCAUAAAAAACAAAGACAUUACUACAACAGAGAAAAUGUUCAAGACACUGACAAAGAACAUCCUUCCAGUCAGGACUGUGAUGCAGUGCAUUUGCAUUAUGCUGCUCCACAUUUUAAGGAGGUAAAAAACAGAAGAAUGAAAGGAAAAGAAGCUCCUCUGGACAGCGUGUACAGUCAACUGAAUGAUCUUAGGAUGGUUGAAUAUAGGAUAACAGAGUAAACACUGCCUGUGUGGCCAUGAUUUACCAACAAAUAGUGUGUACUGU
Triplophysa rosa is the source of this 1106-nucleotide messenger RNA. RefSeq lists its product as uncharacterized. The transcript has 6 exons. The record is from RefSeq and is a predicted model, not a curated record. Lineage: Eukaryota; Metazoa; Chordata; Actinopteri; Cypriniformes; Nemacheilidae. Bases 11 to 1060 code for a protein of 349 amino acids. Gene Ontology annotation, biological process: response to bacterium.